Besnoitia besnoiti is the source of this 6438-nucleotide messenger RNA. RefSeq lists its product as uncharacterized. The coding region runs from base 1 to 6438 and encodes 2145 amino acids. NCBI's taxonomy places the organism in Eukaryota, Apicomplexa, Conoidasida, Eucoccidiorida, Sarcocystidae. The record is from RefSeq and is a predicted model, not a curated record. The transcript is spliced from 10 exons.
AUGACGAGCGGCUGGAGCGCCGACUUCCUGCAAGGCACCUCGGGGGCCUGGCAGCAGCAGCACCUCCAGCGUGAGCAGGUCGCGGCUCGCCUCGCGCUGCUGCGUGAACAGGAGGAGCGCGUGGAGGCCGAGCUGCAGCGUUGUCAGGCGUCUCUCCGCGAGCAACUCUGUGCGCAAGAGGCUUCCCGCUUCCCCCCCGGGGGAGGGCCUCCGCUCUCGCGACCCCUUCCAGGAGCGACCGUUGAUUCCCCGGCGUUUUGCGCGGCUCCAGGCGUGCCGCUGUCUGUGCCGGCGGCGCUCUCGCCCUCGCACGGCCUUGCGCCGAUGCCACCCAAUCUCUUCGCACCGACAAAGGCGCCUGUCACCGUUGGAAACUCGUCCUUCUCACCGUCUCAGCCGCUUCUUCAGAGCUACGCUGUGGAAGCGCUCGCGGCGAGCGGCUUCUCCCGCGGGCCUUCGCCAGCCCGAGAGGUCCUGCGCGGCUGCGCGGCGGAGAGCCCGCCGGAGGCGCGGAGCUUGCCCUUGCUUGGGGCGUCCGCAGUCUCGGCUGAGGGCCUCGCGACCCCGCAAGCCCCUCCGGGCGCGGAGGACGAGGCGGAGCUUCGAGGGCUUCACAGCGCAGAGACCUUCGGCGCGAACGCGCAGGCGGCGCUGGAGCACCGGAGCCUCCAGCUGCUGCAGGAGAAGGAGCGCCUGAGGGAGAUGCAGCAGCAGCAAGAACAGCUCCUCGAAGAACUGCAGCAGCAACAGCAACAGAGACAGCAGCAGCUGCUUCUCCAACUGCAGCCCCCCGAGGGUCUCCACUGCGGCCCGGCAGGAAAACAGGCCCUAAGGCAGUUCUUCGAACAGGCGUACAUGCUAAGCCGCCCCAGUGCAGCGCCGGCGGCAGGCUCCUUGUCUCCCGCCAGCGUCGCACUGAGUGUCUGCGGCAGAUCGCGUUCCGUCGCGCGGGCGAAGGGGCCCGCGAUGUCGCCCUCGACGCCCGAAGACCUUCCGCCUUCCGCGGUGGUGCCUUCGCUGCUUCCGCAGGUCGCGCCGGCGGCUGGGUAUGCUUCGGACUCGCCAGCGCUACACCCGCCCCCCGGGGGCGCGCCCUCUUCGGCCGCCGUUUCGUCGGCCUUUCUCGCUUCGGCGGCCGCGCCUUCCGCCGCAGCUUCUUCGCGCAGCGCCUCCUCGCCCCCUCUCCUCUCCAACGUCUCGCCGGCCCUCGUGGUCUGCCGGCGGUGGCAGGCGACGCAAGGCCUGCGAGACGCUCGGGCGGCGGCGCUGGUGUCUCUGCUUCGCGCGAUGGGCGUGAAGCGAAACGCGACCUACCGCGGCGUCUUCGAGAGCGCGCUGCGCCCUAAGUUGCUUCUGCGCGCGGCGAAGCUUCGCGCGGUUGUCCGCCGCUUCUUUGAUGGCCGGCGCACGCCGGGCGCGGGGCGUCCGGCGGGCGCCGGCGACGGGGGGGCUGAUGAAGACGUCGACCUCGCGCGGCUCAAGGCCGUCGUCGUGCCGCAUCUCGGUGCGGAGGGCGAGGCCGUGUGGCGGGAUUGGGCUCUCGGGAUGCGCGAAGGGAAGAAGGCGCGUCUCUCUGGCGGCGCGCGCAGACCCCCCACGGGCGCAGGGGGGGCCUCCGAGACCGCCAAGGCUGCGGGCGGCACGCGAGACGGAGGCGGCGCCGGGACUGCCGCAGGGCGCGCGACUGCGGUCGCGACUCCCGCCUCCUCUGGGCUCCGGCGACGCAGCGGCCGGCGCGUCGCAGGCGACGACGGAGAGGCCGAGGCGGACGCCCGCAGUCGACGGGGGAGCCUUGUGCGCUCGGGGUUGGGGAAGACCGACGACGACGGCGGCGGGUUGCUUUUAAACUCCGCGGAGGACGACGGCCUGGCGGGAGGCAGCGCCGGGGAUGAGGACCUGCCGCCGGAGCGACUGCGCGAAGGGCACGAAGCGCUGCGCGCGAUUCAGAUGCUGUAUUCGGCGGUUGGGCGGCUGGCGCCGAUGUUCCAAGUGAGGCCGCUGCAGCCGAUUUUGGCAGCGGUGAUCGAGGCGCUGCAGCCGCUGCCGCUGCCACCGGCGGUGCUGAAAAUGGUUCUCGACGACACGCCGGCGGCGCGCGACUUUUACAAAAUCGCCCACACGCGCACGAAGCACUUGAUCUGGGUCAAGCAGCCGUGGAAGUUCUUCAGCGAAGUCUCGGCCGACCUUGACGCCUGCGUCGCGGUUCUCAAUACGAUGGCGGUGCCGCAGUCGGCGGCGGAGACCACCGGGGCGGUGCGGGCCGCGCUCACGUCGCCCUCGUACCUGCGUUUGCAUCAGGCGCCCUCGCGUCAGCUUGCUUCGGCGUCGCCAGAGAUCCCUUCCCCCUCUGCGCUGCUUCAGCAACACGUUCAGAAACUCCUAGAUUUGGUAGACGGAAAUCCAGCCAUCUACAACCUCCUCACGCUCGUCAUUCGGCUCAAGUUCAUUCUCUCGCUCCUGCCGCCGCGCAGCUACGUCAUCGACUUGCGAAAUAACCAGCAGCCUUAUCAGCAGUCACCCGGAGACACGCAGGCGGCUGGGGGGGCCACUCCGCAUUUGGUGGGCGCGUCCCCCUCGCCUCCUUUGCUGCUGGCCGCAGGCGGCGAGAAGGGCUGGGGCCGUGCAGCGGGAGGCCACUACAUUCCUAUCGUCCCUGUCGCCAGGGAUCUCGCCUCUUCUUCCUCGCAGAUGGUGCCCGCGCUCCGCGGCGCCUCUUCAGCAGCGGCAGGGCGACAGGCCCCGCCUUCCCCGUCCCCCGACAGGCAGGCCUCUCCCGCGGUGUUUGCCGCCGCGCGCUCCUCCUCUGCCGCGAUCGCGCGAACUGUCUCCGGCGAGUCUACGGGGCAGUCCGCCGACCCGUGUGUGCCUCCCACGAAACCCGAGCCGAGUCUCGCACGCAGUGGCGCGCCGGCCCCCGCGGCGGCAAGCGCCCCGGCCGAAGGCACGUUUUUGGGCAGCGCGGGUUCGACUCAGAAGCCUGCCUCGGACGUCGGCUUAUACUCGGAGAGAUCACGAGGCACGCCCGACGGCGGCGCCGCCUCGAAGGCCGAUGGCGGCCUUCCGCCGGACGGAGGCGGGGGGCGGGACAGCGCAGCGCCUUUCACCCGUGACCUUGCGGGAGACGCAGAAAGAAGCGCGUCCGCAGUGCGGCGCGCGGCUGCAGAAGGUGGCGCAGUUGUGCUUGCGCCAUCCCAAGAGGCGGCGGUGACGGCCGCCAGCGGCGUCUCGCGCGCGAGCCUUAUUUCGAGAGCGUGGUCUCAGGCCGAGUGCCAGUGGGGCCAGUUGCGGUGUCUCUUGGCCGUCGGCUACAGAGACAAAUUCAACUGCGACGACGCCGAGAUGAGGACUGUCGAUACCUGCUGGAGCGUCAUUCUCCUCGUAUCGGAAGUGAUCAGAAGCGGGACGAACUCGAUGGAAAGUGCGCGGCGACGCGACGAGCUGCUCAAGAGCUCCUCGAAGUCGCCGUUCGCCACUGCAGCUGGCGGCGAGGCCUCUGCAGAGAAAGCCGUACAUAUUCGGUCUAGCAACGAUCUUCUCGAUGUCUGCAUCGCGUUGAUGCAUCCGCUCUUCCUCCAAGCCGUCGCCGAAUCGCUCGCGCUCUCCUUCUACCGUCCUGACUUCCAUCCACUCAUCUUUCGAAGCCAGGAGCGAGUUUGGCGUGCCUUCGCAGUCCUGGGUCUCUCAGCCCCGUAUGUAGGCCUGACGAAGUUCAUUCUCGAGUCGCGGCCGUCUCCCGCCCUGGCGCCUCCGGUCGCUCCGACGCCGCCGCUCUCACCGUCGAGUCCGAUGCCUACCGUUCCUUCUCAUCUCCCCUCGGGGGGGUUCGAACCUCCAUUCUCUCUGCCGACAACGCCGGCCGCGUCUGUGCUCGCUGCGGGCGCCUCCGGGGGGGCGGAGGCCGCGUGGCGCGCGCCCGCGUCGCCUGCUGCGUGCCCUUCUCCCUCUCUUCGCGUGGCGGCGCGCGCCGCGGAAGUUGCGUCUCCUGCAGAAAGGCGCGCCGAUGCGGAGGCGGCGGCAGCGCCAGGAUAUCCCGAGCCCGUCGCCAGCGAGGAGACGCAGAGUGAGGGCGCAGGUUCGAUGGACAGUGUCCGUAGCGCUGGGCGCGCGUCGUCUUCAGCCAGAACGGCGAAGCCGGAUGCCGUGGCGAAUGCCGCGGAUCCUCCGCGCGAGGGCCCCAGCGAAAAGGCCGCGGCGGCGGGCGGGACUUUGCUCCCAGUCGGACCAAUCGAGUUGUCUUCGCACGUCGCAGCGGGGGGCUCUGUCUCUGGAGAGUCUUCGCCGUCGCUUCCUGCGGAGCGAGGCCCCGUGGGGUUUCCUCCAUGGCCGCCCAGCGCUGCAUCUGGGCUGUGUGCGGGCUGGGGGGGGCGCCCGCUGCUCCCUCCGCCGCUCCCGCAUGCGGGCGGCUGGCCUCGGCAGCAGCUGAAGCGCGGCAGUGCGAGUGUGGAGGCCAGCGGGGCGAAGUCGCUCUCCGCAGACGAGCGCCAGCAGAAGCGCCGCAAGGCGGGCGGCGGCGUCGACAUUCCCUUGGCGAAACUCGUUGCCUACGCGGCGGGCAGUUCGGCGGCCUUCCCCAGCGGCAGUGCCCCCCCGCCGGGGCCUGCCGCAGGCCCCGAAGCCCCCGCUUUCGCGAACGCCGGGGGGUCGGCGCUCUCGAGCUCUGUAGCGCCGGUGGCGCUGCUUCGCGGCGCGAACGGCAGGGCCUGCGAGAUGUUUCGGUGUUCGUUGGCAGACUUGCGGAGUACGCACUCGUUUCUCUCGGCGUAUCUGCCGCGGUUCCACACCGGCCUGUACGCCCAGUGCACGCAGAGUCUCCAGGCCUUUUUCGAUCUCGCACGGGCCGCCGCGACGGCGGCCGCAUGCGCGACUGGGGGGGACCAGAGCUGCUCCCUCGUCGCCGCGGAGGCCGUCGCGGCUGCGCUCUCGGGCAGCGACUGCGCUGGCGUGCCGUCCUCCGCCUCCGCGUUUUGGAUUAGUGACGACGGCGACUCAGCUACGCCGUUCUCCACCGCCACGCGCGCGAAGGACGGCGCGCCCGCCGGCGCGGGUGCGCACGCCGGAGCGGCGCCCCAGACGGAGGUGCUCAGCGGCCUCGGCGAGACGCCGCUGAGUCCCUCGCUGGCUCCGCAGGUGGCGCGUCUGAAGGAGAGGCUGCGGGCUCUCGCCAGAGACGCGGCGGGCGCGUGGCCGCCGAGUCUCGGUUUCAGCGAGCCGCCGCCGGCUGGGGACGCAACGCCUCAGGAGCUGAAGCAUCACGACGCAGUCCUGCCUCUCGCGAGCCUCGCCGCGACUGUUGCGGCGCUCAGUCUCCCGCAGGCAGGCGCGGGCGCGGGCGAGCCGCCUGCGACGGACGCCGGGGGCCUCGAGCCCGCGCGAAGGAGGGGCGAAAGCGAGGGUGCCGGGCGCGUCGAGCAGGCAGAAGAGGGACGGCGAGCAGCGGACGUGCCCGCGCGCGCGAGCCAGACCCAGGGCGCGGGAAGCGAGGAGAGCGGCGAGCGCGACAAGGGUGCCGAACCCAGCGCCUCUCCCCCCACAGGCACCCCCGGGUCCCGUGGCGGGCCUGCAGGGCCUCCGGUCGCCUCGCCUGCGCGCCCGCCGUCAGCCUGCGCCUCAGGCGCGCAGGCGCCUCGCGGGAGCGGGGCUGACCUCGCCGGAGCCGCGGCGACGGCAGGGCCCGGCGGCCUCGCGGCGUUCUGCGCCAAGCUCCGCGCCGCUGUGCAGCACUGCGGCGACGACGGCGUCUGUCGCCGCCUCCUCGUUGCCGGCCGCACAGAAAUCGUCCUCGCGAGACUCAUUCUCACGAGUCUGCUGCCGCUGACGGCCAAGUCGGAGGCGUUUCGAGCGCUGCAGCACGGCGUGCUUCGCCGAGUCGCUCACCAGGCUCAGGCGCUGCUGCUUCUGUCCUCCGCGCCCGAGGAGUUCGUGAAGGACAGCGAGACGACCUUUGCCGGCGAAAGCAGCGACGACGGCGAGCGUGAGGGGCCCGGAGCGCGGGGUGCGGGCGCGAAGGACCCGCGCAGGCCGCGGCGCAACUUCCGCGCGCUCUCCCUCGCCGAGGUCGACUGGCAGUUCCUCAUGACGCUGCGAACCUUCGUUCGGCUCGCCUCGACGCAGCAGGAAGGAGUGAGUCGCUUUGCGAACGCGCUCGACGGCGGCGGCCCCACGGAAGGGGCUGCGCUGGGGGUCUUCCAGCCGGCAGUCCUCGCUGAGAUGACCAAACUGCUGAGUCUGCUCGCGGAGCGCCACGCACUCUUUCUCCAGUUGAGUGUGGACCUGCUCAGGGUGCCGUCAGUCACGCGAGCCGUCGGCGCGCGUGCUCCAACACUCCUGAUGCAUGCGUGGAAGCUUGGGAAGCGACAGUUUAGCAACAAGCCCGCAAGCGUCGAGAGCCUCAUGUUCGCGCGGAGCUUUGGAGAGGCUGCCCGUCUGUCUCGGCUGUAA